This is a messenger RNA of Aspergillus alliaceus, 3111 nucleotides long. Its product is annotated as TIP120 domain-containing protein. The record is from RefSeq and is a predicted model, not a curated record. The transcript is spliced from 3 exons. The coding region runs from base 1 to 3111 and encodes 1036 amino acids. Gene Ontology annotation, cellular component: nucleus. NCBI's taxonomy places the organism in Eukaryota, Fungi, Ascomycota, Eurotiomycetes, Eurotiales, Aspergillaceae. Gene Ontology annotation, biological process: protein ubiquitination; SCF complex assembly.
AUGUCGUCUUAUUCUCACGAUGACGAGCACGAUCCCCAGGCGGACGAGCUCCGCGAGACCGCCCUGGUGACGCUGGAAGCUUUGAUAAGCUCAUGCGGACAGCAAAUGCAGCCUUAUCUACAGAACACUGUCAAAUCUGCCCUCAGAUACCUUAAGUACGAUCCGAAUGUUGCUGAGAUGGAAGAAGACGAGGAAAUGGGUGGUACUCAGGAUGACGGCUCCGAGGACGAUGGGACAGAAGAGCCCGACCUAGAUGACGAUGAAUUUGAAGACUUUGAAGAGGAAGGCGGUUAUAGUGAUAUUGAUGACAUGAGCUGGAAAGUGCGCCGGUGUGCCGCGAAGCUGCUUUACACUGUCAUUUCGACCUACGGACGGGGCCGUGCACUGGACCACUCUUCUUUAUACCAGCAAAUCGCCCCGGCCCUUAUUACCCGCUUUGGCAAAGAAAGGGAAGAAAGUGUAAAACUCGAGGUUGUCUCAACAAUGACCGCCCUCGUGCGUAAGACCGGCGAAGAUGCCAUGAUAAUCACAUCGAAUGGCUUCCUUGAAUCUGUGGGCGGAUCAAAAAACUCAAGGAAAAGAAGAAGGCAAGACAGUGAUGCCAAUAUGAUUGAUUUUGAACCCAGCAUCGGCACUUCGUCGGCUGUUGGCACGCCCGUUAUCACUCCAUCCUCACCGAAGUCUGGCCCUCAAGCGGAUUUGGCGCGCUCGGUGCCUUUCGUCGUACAAAGUCUUGUGAAGAUGUGGAAACAGGCGUCUGUUCCUCUGAAGCAAGCAGUCAUUGUUCUACUCAAAAAUUUAGCCCUCGUUCGCUAUGGUGGUCUAGCUGAUCAUCUGCAACAAAUCGAAGACCCAAUCGCCGAUGUGCUAAAGUCCUCGUCUCUAUCUGGAACCUCAUCAGCACCAGCCGGAGCUUCAGCCAGUGCAGGAACUCUCCAAAUUGAGACUUUGUGUCUCAUCGCUGCUAUUGCAGAAACACACACUUCUGAUGCACUCUUUCCCUUCUUAAUCGCAUUGAUACCUGGUGUUAUCGGAGCCGUUAACGACAGAAACUACAAGGUGAGCAGCGAAGCGCUCGGAGCGGUUGAGCAGGUUGUAAAGGCUCUCACUCCGCCACGAGUGUCCGCUGCGUCGCAGGAUCUCUCGCCGCAAUUAGAGAAAUUAUACGAUGUUGUGCAUAGUCGCAUUACCGAUACAAGCGCUGACCUAGAAGUUCGCCAACGGGCCAUUCAUGUCUUUGGGGUCCUUUUAGCACGAACAUCGGGAGAGAAAGGUACAACUUUCCUCUCGCUUGAUCGUCGGUCAAAGGGACUUUCUGUAUUGGUAGAUCGCUUAAAGAAUGAAACUACACGACUUGCGGCUGUACGUGCUGUUGACGACGUUGCUGUACUGUGUACUCAAAAGACGGAUGUUACCGCGGCGUGGGUCAGCGAAGUCACCACAGAACUUGGAGCGCAGCUACGGAAGUCAGACCGUGUGCUGCGAGGUGCUAGUCUUGAGGCUCUGCGCAGUUUAGCCAUGAACUCCAUGACCAGACUACAUUACGAUGGUAAGACUAUGAAAGAGUUGGAAGAAUGCCUAUUGCCCCUUAUCGAUGCGGCGGAUUUCCACCUUCUCGCUCCGGCUCUCAUCAUUCUUGCGAAGCUCAUUCCCGGAAACGCCGAACUUCUUGUGAAUGAGGCUCUCGUUACAGCUGUUUGCUCGAUCGUCCUCUCGUCGCUUGUUGGUACCGUUUUGAAGGCGUUGCUACUUCUCGUCAAGGUUAUUGGUGAGGAGGGCGCAGGCGCAGUCUUAAUGAAGAAGCUUUUGCGUGAUGUGGGCAUCAAUGGUGACACGUCUGUUGUCGGGAGGGCGAUUGGAACGCUCUUGGUGCACGGCGGAUCUAAUCUGGGCGUCAAGAUGGAUGAUUUCCUUAAAGAGCUGCAAACCGCACAAGACGCCCAACGCAAAUGCCUCGCACUCGCCAUCCUCGGAGAAAUUGGUCUACGAAUGGGCCCUGAGUGCUCUUUGACACCGGAGCUAUUCAUAACUCAUUUUGAUUCGAAAUCUGACAAAGUUCGUUUAGCCGCUGCUACCGCUCUUGGAAAUGCAGCAGCCGGUAACGUGAAGGCUUAUUUGCCCACUAUUAUGGGUGGGCUGGAGCAGUCCAGCCAUCAAAGCUACUUACUCCUUCACUCGGUAAAAGAACUGCUCCAACAUCCCGAGAUUGUUCGCCCAGAUGUUGCGCCCUCAGCACUUAAGUUAUGGCAGGCUCUUCUUCACGUCUCUCAAGAAGAAGACAACCGAGCUGUCGGGGCGGAAUGCGUCGGUCGCUUAGCACUAAUCGAUCCGGUAGCCUACAUACCACAUUUCCAGGAAUGUUUGUCCAAUGCGGACCCAACAAUUCGUGGUGUGGUGAUCUCCGCCUUCCGUUAUACCCUCUCCGACUCUAGAGAUACUUAUAAUGAUGUAUUGAGACCGUUGAUCGUUCCGCUUUUGGUCAACAUGCUCAGUGACCGAGACUUGGGAAAUCACCGCCUUGCGUUGACAACGCUCAACUCUGCAAUUCAUAACAAGAUGGACAUCAUCCUGCCGCAUCUUAAAGAACUUCUCCCUGCAGUAUUCGGUGACACGCAGAUCAAGCCAGAACUGAUCCGUGAAGUGCAAAUGGGUCCGUUCAAGCAUAGGGUCGACGACGGUCUUGAACUGCGCAAGAGUGCCUACGAAACGCUUUAUGCAUCCUUGGACACCACUUUCUCGCUUUCGCACGUGUCUGAGUUCUUCGAUCGAAUCCUGGCCGGAAUUGACGAUGAGCAAGAUAUUCGCACAAUCUGCAACUUGAUGACUUCCAAACUCACCACUCUCGCACCAGAAGAAACACAGAGAUCUCUGGAUGCCCUCUCAGAGCGUUACAGCGUCGUCCUAUCAUUCAAGCCAAAAGAAAACGCCGUUAAACAAGAACUUGAAAAGGCACAAGAGGCAUCCAUGGGCAUUCUCAAGAUCACCCGAGAGCUAAGCAAAGCAUUCCCAAACGCAGAGUCUUCUGGGGAGCAUCACAAAUGGAAGGCCUAUAUGGAGUGGGUGCGAAAGACGUUCUCUUCGCAACUAAAGAGCCUUGAUACGGAUUUCUAA